CACAAACGUGAGCUGACUCACCAUCGCGCUCGACAACUCCUCCUGCAACGACCACCAGCCAAUCCGCAUCUCCAUCCAAUCCACCUCCAAACCCCACAGCCCCACCAACCUCAGCUCACGCAUAAGCACAUCCCCAGGGAUGAGGAAGGCGCCCAUGCAGCGGGGCGUCCUUGCCGUAGCCGCAGCGCGCUCCACCAUCGUGUUGUUGCUGCUGUGCUCCUUGCACAACGUGCACAUGCACGUGCGAGCACACUCGACAACAACAACGACAACAACAACAACAACUGUCCAGGAUGGAGAUGCGUUGGCGUGCGAGCGUGCUCGAACUGCGCUCCACACAGCGUCUUCCCUUCUCGCAAGCGACGCCACGCAUGAUGGCGCUAGAGAGGCCGUGCUGGGCCCCGUCUACGACGCCCUUGAUCACUUCUGCACCCCGUCUGUGACCUCAGCACACAGCACAGUGCACACGCAACACGACACUGACAAAUCACGGCAGCCACAGCCACCACAACAGCCACAGCCACCACAACAGCCACAGCCGCUGCCACCACAGCAGCCACAGCCGCUGCCACCACAUCAGCCGGCGCAACGACCUGACCCGGUUUUGCCGCGCCUCACUCCGCAGCUGCAGAGCUUUCUACCACAACUCGGGCAGCAUCCCUUGAUACGCCAGCGGCAGCAGCGGCAGCAGCAGUUGCAGCGGCCGCGUCUCGAGCCCGGCAUUGACAGCCACUACGACGACCACAAUGACUCCCCCACCAACAGCCACGACGGCCUCAUUGACUACCCCAUCAACAACUACAACAGUGACAGUGACGAGGUCGGGGUAUUGCACCGACAAAGACGCGUGCAAUCAGAGACGGCCCUCGUGGUGAGCUGCUCGUUGUCGUCCCUUGUCCUUGAGCACAACUGCACCGUGCCAACCCAGCGCGGCGAAAGGGUCACCUUCAACAUCACCUUUGACCUGCCACACGAUGCAAGCGAGAACAGCAACGUCUCGGCGUUUGACCCGCGCACGCUCUUGAGCGUGACGCAGGCUGUGCGCCCGGCAAUGCUGCGUACCUCUGGCGUUGUGGAGGCUGACCAGCUGCGCUGGGUGCUGGAGAACGGCGACUGGUCGUUUGUCACCCACGUCGCCCUCAGCAGCCUCAACUUCAACCAGCUGGUCCUCAACAUGCUCAACAGCUGCGCGUCCCUCAUCGGCAUCAGCGCCGUCAACAACGAUCUCUGGUCCAUCGUGCAGCGCAACAGCGAGUUCCCGCAGCCCUUCACACGCGCCCCGUUUCUUCGACAGCUUGACUUUGCGGGCAACCACUUAUCGCAGCUGCCGCAAGGGGCGCUCGCCAACAUGACCACACUCACCGCCCUCUAUCUCAACGGCAACCUGAUCACCAUGGUCCACCCCGUCGCAUUUGAGGACACGGCACAGCUGGGCGUGCUGCAUCUCGAGUUCAACCGCAUCCGCGAUGUCAAUGGCCAGCCCUUCCGCUACCUCACCCGCCUCACGGCGCUCCGCCUCACCAACAACGUCAUCACCCGCAUCCCCGCCAACACCUUCAGCGCCCUUUCCAGCCUCACUGACCUGAGCCUCACCCAGAACCCGCUGGAAACGCUGCCCAAGGGCCUCUUUGACCCGCUCGUGGGCCUGCGCAGCGUGAUGCUGUCCAGCUGCCGCCUCCUCCACCUCCCGCCCGCGCUGUUUCCCAACCAACCAGGCCUCCAGGCCGUGUUUGUCGACGACAACUUCCUCACAGAGCUGCCGCCAGACCUCUUUGCGGUCACCCCACUGCUGCGCACCUUGCACCUCGACAGCAACAUGCUCACCUCCCUGCCCCCGGGCCUGUUUCGCGCCACGAGCAGGCUGUUCUCCCUUCGCCUCGGUCGCAACCACAUCACCGCCCUGCACCCCGACAUCUUCGCCCACCUGACCAUCGUGUCCACCAUCCAGCUCUUCAACAACCGCCUGCGCUCCCUGCCGUCCGGUCUCUUCCGCAACACCGCGGGCCUGGUGCAGGUGCACCUCGAGCACAACGAGCUCACCUCGCUGCCGCCCAACGUCUUCUCCGGCCCGCGCGCCCUCGUCGCCCUCACCCUCGCACACAACCGGCUGACGGCGUUCUCACACGCGCUUCCCGCUCUGAUUCGCCUCGACAUCAACGACAACGGCCUGCACCACGCGCCAGACGUGACCAAGCUGCCCCGGCUGCACACCUUGCAGUUCAACAACCACCUCAUUGGCGAGGUGGACCUCACCCCCAUGCUCGCCCUCACGCAUCUGACGGUGCUCGCCGUCUCUGCGCAUCGCCAGCGCCCCGGCCGCCUGCUGGUUGACCCGGAUAAGCUGCACACGUGGACGGCAGCGUCCGGGCUCACCACACUGCAGGCACGCCACCUCGCCCUCCCGCCGCGCUUCCUGCACACGCUCUUCGACAUUGGCGUGCGCCUGCGCAACUUUGACCUUGGCUGGCCGGGCAUGGACGAGACGUACGCGUCAUCAGACCUGCUGUGCAGCCUGCUCACGCAAGAUGCGGACGAGGUGCUGCUCACAGAGACGGGGUACACGGAGCUCACGCUGUGCCGUGACAUCAGCAUUGAGUCGCUGCUGCUCCCGCACAACCCCAUGCUGAAGCAGAUCACCGUGCCCGGCAGCAUCAGCAGCAUCGUGGUUGCUGGCUGCAAGCAGCUGCACUCGCUUCGCGUUGCGCGCGUUCACGUGAUGGACGUCACCGAGACCAACCUGCCCUACUCCAACGCGUUCUGCGUGACGUGGGGUGCAACCUUGCUGUUUGCGCGCCGCAUGCUCAACGAAAGCUUCUCCCACCCGGGAAACCUACAGCGCCUCGUGCGCGUGUGUCUCGCAACGGUGCUUGCCCUCGACCUCUCCGACAACCCGAGUCUGAACGACCCGCAGCUCAUCAACGCGGUGGUGUCGGAGCCAACCAUCAUCAGCUCCCGCUCCUUCGCCCAGGAGGCCUCGCUGGAGGUGGUUCCCAGCCGCCCCACCAUCCCCGUGUUCAACAUCCCAACCGCCGCCAUCGCCUGCCAGCCGUUCCUCACCACCGUCCGCGCUCGCCCGCGCACCGGCAACCAGGACGCCGUGACGCUGCUGGCCUACGCGUACGAGUGCGAGUGCCAGUCGCGCUUCCGCCUCUCGGGCGGCGUGUGUGUGCCGGACACGCUGACGUCUGCGCAAGUGGCCGGCAUUGCCGUGGGCACCAUGCUGGCAGGCGUCACGGUGGCCUUUGGGCUGCUUGCCCUCUACCGCACCUACACGCGCAGCAAGCUGUACCGGCUUGGGCUGGAGUCUGAGAAUGAGCUGCAGAAGCGGUUGAUUGAGGAGAGGGACGAGGAAGUGAUGGCGCUGAAGAAGGCGUGGGAGAUUGGGCACGAGGAGCUGGCGUUUGUGCGGCGCAUUGACGCGGGCUCCGAGGGCGCCUUUGGCGAGGUCUGGCUUGCGAGCUGGGACACGGUAAUGGUGGCGGUGAAGGUGUUGAAGCAGAGCCUGAUGAUGUUUGACGAGAGCACGGUGCUUGAGUUUGAGAAGGAGGUGGAGUUCCUGCAGCGGACACGGCACCCACACGUGGUGCGGUUCUUUGGCGCGGGCACAGACCCCAACACGAACAGCCCCUUUCUUGUCUUGGAACACGUUGCGCUUGGCGCCCUCAAGUCGCUGCUGGAGAAGGAUUUGGAGGCCAUUCUCGCUGAGCAGUACCAGCAGCAGCAACAACAGCAGCACGAUGAUCUGCAGACGAGUGGUGGCGCCCUUGCUGCGUCCACACUGCAGUCGUGGCCGAAGACCGUGUGGGACCUGAAAGUUCGGCUUGCGCGCGAUAUUGCCUGCGGCAUGGCGUUCAUCCACAGCCUCGGCCACAUUCACAGGGAUCUGAAGAGCGGCAAUGUGCUAGUGUCGGCCACGCUGCGGGCAAAGAUUACGGACUUUGGAUCCAUUCGCCAGUGCCUGAUGAGCCCCGUCGGGGCCACACACGGCAGCACCCGCAGGGGAACUGGCGCGUCUGCAACGAUGGUGACGAGCAUGGAGGGCCCAGAGCACAUGGCCGGUGCACGUGUGGACAGCGCCCCAGAUGCAAACGGUGGUGUUGAGCAGGACGUCAAGUACUCGUGUCAGGUUGGCCUGAUGACCCUGCACAUGACGAUGACGGCUGGCGUGGGCACCCCGCUGUAUAUGGCGCCCGAGGCGCUUGACGGGACCAUGUACAACUCCAAGGCAGACGUGUUCAGCUUCGGCGUGCUGCUGUGGGAGAUUGCGGCUGAGGCUGUGCCCGACCUCAUUUCGCAAGAGAAAGGCGGAAACUUCAACGGCCCGCUCCUGCUCACCCUCGAGAAACUUCUCAAGGAGGGGAAACGCCUUCGAUUCCCAAAGACGUGUGUGCAGUGGUAUGCCGAAUUGGCAGAGCGCUGCAUGCGCCAGCAGCCGCAGGCCCGCCCCACGUUUACCGAGCUGGAGAUGCACCUCACCGAGGCACAGGACAACAUGACUUGAAGGCAUUGUCAAGACCUCUUCGUUGUGGCUUGUGGUUUGUCAACGCAACACGGCACGGCACGCCACGCAAGAGAGUGCUCCGGCUUGUGUGUGUGUGUGUGUGUGUGUG
Molecule: messenger RNA, 4610 nt
Organism: Salpingoeca rosetta
Lineage: Eukaryota; Choanoflagellata; Craspedida; Salpingoecidae
Product: TKL protein kinase
Exons: 3
Coding region: 140-4501 (1453 amino acids)
Biological process (GO): protein phosphorylation
Molecular function (GO): protein kinase activity; ATP binding; protein binding
Source: RefSeq, a predicted model, not a curated record